AUGGGUAGUGUAGGUUCAGGUAAAUCAAGUUUAUUACAUGCAUUACUUGGUGAUAUGGAAAAUUUCAAUGGUCGAGUUAAUGUUAAAGGUACUGUAGCUUAUGUACCACAACAACCAUGGAUAUUUAAUGCAACAUUACGUGAUAAUAUAUUAUUUCAUCAUUCAUAUGAACCAAUUAAAUAUCAACAAGUAUUACAUGCAUGUAAUUUAAUCCCAGAUCUUGAUUUAUUACCUAAUGGUGAUAUGACUGAAAUUGGUGAUAAAGGUAUUAAUUUAUCAGGUGGACAAAAACAACGUGUCAGCCUAGCUAGAGCAUGCUAUGCUGAUGCUGAUGUUUAUUUGUUAGAUGAUCCAUUAUCAGCUGUUGAUGCACAUGUUGGUUUACAUUUAUUGAAAUAUGUAUUAAGUCGUUCCAACGGUCUACUUGCUUCUAAACAUGCAUUCUUACUACACAUAGUCCAAAAGCUUUACCAUUCUCUGAUCGUGUUGGUCUAA
Schistosoma mattheei is the source of this 495-nucleotide messenger RNA. The record is from the annotation of a GenBank genome assembly. Lineage: Eukaryota; Metazoa; Platyhelminthes; Trematoda; Strigeidida; Schistosomatidae.